UGCUUGCUCGAUCUGCUGCAUGGCUUACUCCGGCGACGUCGAGGAGGUGCCGGAGCACGGCGCGGCUCACCCGGCCGAGGCAUGCACGGGCGGCUUGGCGGAGGAAAGCCGGCCGGUCGCGGCCGACGCUACGUCCUCAGAUCACCAUGCGGCGGUGGCGGCGCAAGAUCAAGCUGGAAGAAUGUCUACGUCCAAGGAGAAGCGGGAGGCGGGGAAGCUGCUGCAGCCAGCGGACAAGGAGGAGGAAGGGGAGACCGCGCGGGAAAGGCUGAAGCGGCACAGGCGGGAGAUGGCGGGGAGGGUGUGGGUGCCGGAGAUGUGGGGGCAGGAGAAGCUGCUCAAGGACUGGAUGGACUGCUCCGCCUUCGACCGCCCGCUCGUGCCGGCCGGCUUGCUCACUGCGCGCCGGGCGCUCGUCGCCGAGUCCUGCGCGCGCCGCCCGGCCCCGGCACCACCUGCCAGCUCCAGCCCUCUCCGGGUGCAAGACGGCUGCUCCUGAGCUACUGCUUCACCUCUACUACAUGCACAUAUGCCUAGCUUCUUCUUGCUCAAAUAAGAUACUGUCCUUGUUUCCGAGUUAUGAAGGUCGAUCUUUUUGUGGUUUAAUGGUGAUGAUGUGAAGAUUACAUUUACAUUUCAGCUUAUUUAGCUUAUAUAUACUGCCAAUAAUUCAGAAACGAUACGGUUGAUGCAAAAUUUUAGCUAGUGAUGAUCGAUCGAGGAGCGUUGUUCUCCAAGUCUCUGUAGAUAGAUGUGUAUGUUGUGCUUGAUGAUGUUGCUAGUAUUGUUAAGAGCCAUAUCAUAUGUA
This is a messenger RNA of Triticum aestivum (bread wheat), 808 nucleotides long. Its product is annotated as protein BIC1. The transcript has a single exon. The coding region runs from base 20 to 499 and encodes 159 amino acids. Gene Ontology annotation, biological process: blue light signaling pathway. NCBI's taxonomy places the organism in Eukaryota, Viridiplantae, Streptophyta, Magnoliopsida, Poales, Poaceae. The record is from RefSeq and is a predicted model, not a curated record.